CUCUAGAAUGUCUCUUCCCGACCCCCGCCCCAAGCGACUGAAAAAGGAAACAUGCGCACUUCAGAGCUAGGAGCUGUCCGAGUGCUGAAAUUUAUAGGCUGGGUAAGAUCACGUCUCCGUCUCUUUCUGUAGCCCUCUCAUUCCAGCACAGGAUCUCAGCUCUUUCGCCCUCUUCUCCCCACCCACUCCAGCGCACAGAGUCCUUUCCCCCGACUCAUUUACAACUUCUUUUUAAAAGAGAACAUUUUCUAGAGAAAAGAAAUUUUCUAAAAAGAAAGGACUUAAAACAAAAGCCACCCGACUUCAAGCAUGGCAUUGUCACCAGCCCCCUUUGCAUGGUGAUGCUAUUAAGGAAACUAGAUUCCUGCCAAAUUUUGAACCUGGACAAUAGAUACUUUGUCCUAGCUUCUUUCUGGACUCAUUUGGGGGAUAUUUUCCACAAGCAUCACGGAAACAGGGAUGAACCGGCAGCUAGUGAACAUUUUGACAGCCUUGUUUGCAUUUUUCUUACAGACAAGCCACUUCAGGACAACUUUCUGCAAAGACCAUGACUCCAGGUCUGGAAAACAACCUUCGCAGACCCUAUCUCCCUCAGAUUUCUUGGACAAAUUAAUGGGAAGAACAUCAGGAUAUGAUGCAAGGAUCAGGCCAAAUUUUAAAGGACCUCCUGUAAAUGUUACCUGCAACAUAUUUAUCAACAGCUUUGGGUCAAUAGCAGAAACUACAAUGGACUACCGAGUGAACAUUUUUCUGAGACAGCAGUGGAACGAUUCUCGGCUGGCAUAUAGCGAGUAUCCUGAUGAUUCCCUGGACUUGGACCCAUCCAUGCUGGACUCCAUUUGGAAACCAGAUUUAUUCUUUGCCAAUGAGAAGGGUGCCAACUUCCACGAUGUCACGACUGACAAUAAACUGCUUAGGAUUUCAAAGAAUGGCAAAGUGCUCUACAGUAUCAGACUCACCUUGACCUUAUCCUGUCCCAUGGACUUGAAGAACUUUCCAAUGGAUGUCCAGACAUGCACAAUGCAGCUGGAAAGUUUUGGGUACACAAUGAAUGACCUGAUAUUUGAGUGGCUAAGUGAUGGUCCAGUUCAAGUGGCUGAAGGAUUGACUCUGCCCCAGUUUAUUUUGAAAGAAGAAAAGGAGCUUGGCUACUGCACAAAGCACUACAACACUGGAAAGUUUACCUGCAUUGAAGUUAAAUUUCACCUGGAACGCCAAAUGGGAUAUUAUUUGAUCCAGAUGUACAUCCCUAGCCUAUUGAUCGUCAUCUUGUCCUGGGUCUCCUUCUGGAUAAAUAUGGAUGCUGCCCCUGCCAGAGUUGCACUGGGCAUCACCACAGUCUUAACAAUGACAACCCAGAGUUCAGGUUCCAGGGCUUCUCUGCCAAAGGUCUCCUAUGUAAAGGCGAUUGAUAUCUGGAUGGCGGUGUGCCUUCUGUUUGUGUUUGCUGCCUUACUGGAAUAUGCCGCCGUGAACUUUGUCUCCCGACAACAUAAGGAAUUCCUGCGACUCCGAAAAAAACAGAAGAGGGAGAAUAAGGAAGAAGAUGCUGCUACUCGUGAAAGUCGCUUUAAUUUCAGUGGUUAUGGGAUGGGUCACUGCCUCCAAGUGAAAGAUGGAGCUUCUGUCAAGACCGCACCUGCCAACCCUGUCCCACACCCCCCACGAGAUGCAGAUGCCAUCAAGAAGAAGUUUGUGGACCGGGCAAAACGAAUUGAUACCAUAUCUCGAGCUGCCUUCCCACUGGCCUUCCUCAUCUUCAACAUCUUUUACUGGAUCACGUACAAGAUCAUUCGGCAUGAAGACAUUCACAAGAAAUAGAUGUGCCCUCCACACCCCAGGACCUUCUUGCCUAAGUGUUGUGCUUGUAAUUAAACAGUGAAAUUGUCUUUAUAUUGCUUUGACAGCAAAAACGCUAUGGGGCGGGGGGAGGGAGAAUCAUGUCUGAGGGGUGCCUGGCACCUAUGUGAAUCCAGAUAAGUUCUUCAGGCAAUGAAGGAAAAUGUUUGCUCGAUAUUAAGGGGCUACUAAAUCACAUGAACAUAAUUGCUUUCAGAGUCUUUAGCAUUCUCCUUUCAGAUAAUGCAUCAAUUAGACAUGAUCUGCAAGUUCUCGAGGGCUAUUUGUCUUUUGGUUUGGCUUGGUUUUGACAAAUUCUGGUACUGAGAAGUUAGCUUAAAUACACACACACACACACACACAGACACACAGACAAUGCUUACCAUCUGACCACAGUGACUAGCCUAUAGUAUGAGUCGAGGACCAAAAUUUUUCAGGAAAACCUUGCCUCAUUUUUAAAACAAGCCUCCUGAGCUAUGUUCUUUACAAUGUCUGUAAUUAGUGUUUCACCCCAGAAAUCCUUUUGUGGGUCAUAAAUUAUUUAUACUUACUGAGAAAACAAAAACAAAAUAAACACCAACCACAAAGAACAGAUUUGUACUUUACUGUCUGUGUAGAUGUGCAUUUAAAUAUUAUUUUUCUUUCCUAGAUGUAAUUUGGGAGGGGUUAAAUGGUGUGUUGUAUAAUUGAUUUGAUAGUAUGAUCUCUUAAAAAUAAAUGCAAUGCCCAUUUUGUUUCUGAUCCAGUUAGUGCACUAUUUUUUUUCACUUUGGCUGUAUUGACGUGCACCUUUAGUGAUCAACUGUAACUUAGCCAUUGCAACCUCCCAGCUACAGUAUUUAUGGAGAUGGUGUGUUCUGAAUGGUGUAGCUCAUACUAGCUUAAACUUCCCGUUUCUGCUCUCCUUGUAGGUGUAACUACUAGUCCCAAUGUCAACUGACUAAUGGUUUCUACUGGUAAUUGAAGUGAAUAUCAUUUUCAAUAUCUUUAACUUAAUUCAAUUUUAAAAUUGUACUGUGAUUUUCAUAACGCGUUGCCUUUUUGGUACCAGAGCUAUGUGGUUUGAAUCCUGGCUACACGUUUUAAGUAAGAAAACAACAACAACAACAAUGUAUUUUUGCUUACUUGGAUUAAAAUACAACCUGCAAAAAUAUAAUGAAAAAAUAAAAUUUUACAUGUGCUGUAAAGGGGUUUAUUUUAAAAAAAUGUAUUUGUUCAAUUUCAAUAAAGCUAAGUGUGCCAUAGGA
Molecule: messenger RNA, 3086 nt
Organism: Sorex fumeus (smoky shrew)
Lineage: Eukaryota; Metazoa; Chordata; Mammalia; Eulipotyphla; Soricidae
Gene: GLRA2
Product: glycine receptor alpha 2
Exons: 10
Coding region: 460-1821 (453 amino acids)
Biological process (GO): nervous system process; signal transduction; chemical synaptic transmission
Cellular component (GO): postsynaptic membrane; neuron projection; synapse
Molecular function (GO): extracellularly glycine-gated chloride channel activity; glycine binding; transmembrane signaling receptor activity
Source: RefSeq, a predicted model, not a curated record